This is a messenger RNA of Trichomycterus rosablanca, 1674 nucleotides long. RefSeq names its product DnaJ (Hsp40) homolog, subfamily C, member 24 (gene dnajc24). Lineage: Eukaryota; Metazoa; Chordata; Actinopteri; Siluriformes; Trichomycteridae. Gene Ontology annotation, molecular function: ferrous iron binding; ATPase activator activity. The record is from RefSeq and is a predicted model, not a curated record. Gene Ontology annotation, biological process: positive regulation of ATP-dependent activity. Bases 136 to 594 code for a protein of 152 amino acids. The transcript has 5 exons.
CUAGCGGUUAGCACUUAGCAGUACAAACUGUGUGUUGAGUAGAAAUUAGAAAUUAAAAAUAAUGUUGUUAUUUUUCUGACAUGCGCGGCGUCUUUUUUACUUUUCACCGCGUCUUCGAAUCCGUCCGUAAGAAGUAUGUCAAACGCUGGAGAUCUUCAGAAGAACUGGUACUCGAUACUUGGUGCUGCUCCUACUGAAGAUGUACAAGAGUUAAAACAGAAGUAUCAGAGACUUGUGCUGAUGUUUCAUCCAGACAAGCAGAAGCCUGGUCUAUCAGAUGAGGAGGCUGAGGAGAGUUUGAAGAGGUUUAUAGAGGUGGAUCAGGCGUGGAAGAUCCUAAGCAAUGAGAAGAGCAGGAGAGAGUAUGACCUGCAGCUACGUGCCCAUGAGUUAAAGCAGAGCUGGCCGGUUGAUGCAUGUGUAACACUGGAGGAGAUGAACUGGGACAGCGAGAAUGAGUGUUACUCGUACGGCUGUCGCUGUGGUGGCGAGUUCCUGCUGGAGAAGACGGACACGGACGAGGAAGACGAGGACGCUGUGGUGUGCUGCGAUACCUGUUCGCUUAGUAUAGAAGUCAGGAGAGGAGCUAAAUGACAUGGACAAAGAGUUCUGCCUCAUCAAGGUGCCUUCGUCAAGGCUUUAACAUUAAUGCCUUUUCUAAUUUAGGCAAAGGAAAUUGGUCUUUGCCUUCGCUUCAAAACCCUAUCCACAAACACCUUCGUGAGAAACACCUUUCUUACGGGUUAGCCAAUACUAUAAGUGCACAGGUACAGAACAAACGUUAUACAGAAGAUGCCGUAUCGGACACCAUUUACGCAUUCGUACCUGAUAAGGGGAGAGGAGGCCCCCGUAUGCAACAUACUACAAACUACAAUUACUGUAAAACACAUUUCGACAGAAUGUGUUAAAUACAACAGAGAGAGACUAAGGAUGACUAACGCAGUAAGCAAUAUCUUCAUCAGAAACAACGCAAACAUGAUGAUAAACUUUCUUACAAAUACAAACUUAAGGACUUGCUUAUAAACCCAAUAAGUCACUGAAGUAAUACUAAGUUUUCAUAUGAAAAACCGAUCCUGCCUUGAAAAUAACUCGCCAGAGUAAACAAGGCGUUAUAUCAACCGAACAAACAAGUGCACAGAUUAUAAGACUUUUUUGUGCACGGCUGUUGUGCCGUAACUAUCAGGAUCGUCAACAGAUCAAAAAUUAGAACUCACCUGUGAACGGUCGGAUGAGUCCCCAGACUGUUGGGUUCAAUUCCUGAUAAAGUAGUUCUACUGAUGUCAUCCGUCAUGAUUCCCUCUGUCUGGUACCAGGAGAUCAUAAGAAGGGACAAACAUGUUGUCUUUUAUUAAAUUUGUGGCCUAGUGGGUAGCACUGUCACCUCACAGCAAGGUCCGAUGUUCGAUCCCCUGGUGGGGCGGUCCGGGUCCUUUAUGUGUGGAGUUUGCAUGUUCUUCUCGUGUCUGUGUGGGUUUCCUCCGGGAGCUCCAGUUUCCUCCACGAGCGACAUGCUAGUGAGGUGAAAUGGAGACAAAAUUGUCCAUCACUGUGUUUGAUAUUAAACUUGUGAACUGAUGGAUCUUGUGUAAUGAGUAAUUACCGCUUCUUGUCAUGAAUGUAGCCAAGGUGUGUAAAACAUGAUGUUACAGUACUAAUAAAUAAAUAAAUUAUUAA